Xenopus tropicalis (tropical clawed frog) is the source of this 1563-nucleotide messenger RNA. RefSeq names its product cannabinoid receptor 2 (gene cnr2). Gene Ontology annotation, cellular component: neuron projection; plasma membrane; membrane. NCBI's taxonomy places the organism in Eukaryota, Metazoa, Chordata, Amphibia, Anura, Pipidae. Gene Ontology annotation, biological process: G protein-coupled receptor signaling pathway; cannabinoid signaling pathway; cell communication. Bases 241 to 1314 code for a protein of 357 amino acids. The transcript is spliced from 2 exons. Gene Ontology annotation, molecular function: G protein-coupled receptor activity; cannabinoid receptor activity. The record is from RefSeq and is a predicted model, not a curated record.
GCAAGCAAUUUCCUUACCUUCCAUUCAAACCCUGGCUGCUAACAGUUCACAAUUUAGAAGCACACAGAGACCACAAAAAGAAGGAGGAAAGAAGAUGUAAAAAAACAAACAAAAAAAAUGCUUAGUAGAACAGAAAAUACCCAUCUCCUGGAGCACAUGCUAUCUAGCAAUAUGAGCGAAUGCAUCAGUCCUGGAGAAUAAGAGUUUAACUAGAAGAAGCUGUAUCUGAAAGAGCUGACAAUGAGUGAAUGUGGCCAGGGCUCGAGUGAAAAUGCUACAAAAUGCGGCACUCAGGUUAUGGAUAUUCAGUGCUUUCUGAUUCUGAACAGCACCUCUCAGAAAAUCUUCAUUGCUGUGCUUUGUAUCGGAGCGGGAGCUUUGUGCAUUCUGGAGAAUACUGUGAUUCUCUGCAUGAUAUGGACCUCUUCCCAUCUCAGGAGAAAACCCUCUUAUAUUUUCCUCAUGAGUUUGGCUCUAGCUGACUUCCUAGCAAGUAUGGUCUUCUCCUACAGCUUUGUGGAUUUUCACGUCUUCCAUGGAGCAGGUACACAUGCUGUCUUCUUGUUCAAACUUGGUGGAGUCACUGCAUCUUUUACAGCCUCCCUUGGAAGUUUACUCCUCAUGGCUUUUGACAGAUAUGUUUCUAUUCACAAACCAUCUAUGUAUAAAGCUAAGGUGACCAGAAAAAGGGCAUUGCUGGCUUUGGCUGGUAUGUGGCUAAUCACAAUGUUUAUUGCAUACUUACCUCUUAUGGGUUGGAAUUGUUGUCAACUUGACACUUCAUGUUCCGAACUUUUCCCCUUAAUAAGCAACAACUAUUUGGCAAGCUGGAUAAUUCUUGUGGUUGUUCUUCUUACUUUAAUAAUCUAUUCUUAUGCACACAUCCUCUGGAAAGCGCACAAGCAUGCUGUUUAUAUGGAGCAACACAACAUGCAGUCUGGACGAGGACAGGCUCGGCUAAGGCUGGACAUCAUGCUAGCAAAAACAUUAGCUUUGGUUUUACUUGUCCUUGUCAUUUGCUGGUCACCAGUUCUCAUUCUUAUGAUGCACAGCUUGUUAUUUUCUCUAGACAGAUCUAUUAAGACUAUAUUUGCCUUCUGUAGUACUCUUUGUCUGGUCAACUCCAUGGUGAAUCCAAUGAUUUAUGCUUGGAGAAGCAGAGAAUUACACCGUAAAUUAAUCAAAGGAUUCCAAAACAUUAAGCAACUGCUAAGGGUUACAGGAACUGAUCCAGAGGAAGAAGGAGCCCAGAAAAACUCUGGACUUGACACUGUAGGUGAUGAGACUCUUUGUGACACUGAAAUUAGUCAAUAGAAGUACCAAAUAGCAAAUCUGAAUAGACCUGAAUGUGUUCAACUGCACUGAGUCACAUGUGGCUAAAUUUCAACUAUAGUAAAUUGUACAAGAAUAGGCAUCCAUUGUUACACCUGAUGUAGCAGGACUGUAGUACCCAGAAGCAGUCCACAUGCUUAUCUACUACAGGCAUGCUGAAUGUUGUUGUUCAUCACUGUCUAUUCCUGGCCUAGAACUUAUACUUUAAAUAUACUUCUGGUAAAUGAUAAA